GAACUCAGGAGAGCAUUCCACAUUGGCUGGGAUGGAUGUCACACACAGCCACCCCUCUGCGAGAGCUCGUCUUGCCUUUCCUCAAACUAACAAAACUUCAGGAGGGGAGAAUGUUGAUGAAUUACAUACAAGAGACAAGGAAAGGCAACAUCUGUUACAUCCAGCACGGAGGGGAUCGUUCUUACAAAGGUUCUCACUCACCCACACCAAGCCUAUAAUUAGACGCCGUGUGGGCAGGUCUGCACCUACUGCCGUGGGACUGAUUCCAAGUGAAAAAGGGCAGCAGCCACCGGGAUUUGACAGGAGCUGGCUGAGCAGAGCCUGCAGAGCACCAGCCCCUCCUGCACUCACUCUGCAUAAAGCUCUCCAAUUUUUGUUAAAGAAAACAGCAACUAUCUUUGCAUCCUGGUAGUGUCACCAGAAAAAGAGAUAACAAGGGUUAUAAGAGAAUGGUGGUUGGAAUGUGGAUUGUUGCAUUUUAUCUCCUUGGCAGAGUAGCAGGUAAAGAAGUUUGCUACCCCAGGCUUGGCUGUUUUACAGAUGACCCACCCUGGUCUGGGAUACCAGGGAGGCUUCUGACAGGUUUGCCAGAUUCUCCAGAAGAGAUGAACAUCACCUUCUCUCUCUACACCAGAGAAACAGGAAACAACUCACAGGUGAUCUCGGCAAUCAACUCCUCGACCAUCCAGAAGUCACAUUUUUCCUCACAUAGGAAAACCUCCUUCAUCAUUCAUGGAUUUGGCAGCACUGGAAAAACAGGCUGGGUGGUAGAAAUGUGCUUGGUGUUACUGGAGGUGGAGAACAUCAACUGCAUCGCUGUGGAUUGGGAAGAGGGGGCAAAAGGCACCUACGCCAGAGCAGUGAACAACCUCCGUGUGCUGGGGGCUGAGAUUGCCUAUUUCAUAGCCACCCUGCAGAAAAUGUUCAGGUACUCCCCUUACGAAAUCCAUUUAAUUGGCCACAGUCUGGGAGCACACACGGCCGGAGAAGCGGGAAGAAGGAUCCGCGGCAUCAGGCGGAUAACAGGUUUAGACCCUGCUGGGCCCUAUUUUGAAGGCACUCCUCCCCUGGUGAGGCUGGACCCUACAGAUGCUCUCUUUGUUGAUGUUAUACACAGCAAUGCUGCUCACUUUCCUGUGGCAGGGCUGGGAAUGUACAACACCACUGGGCACCUGGACUUUUACCCAAAUGGAGGAACUGAGAUGCCUGGAUGCACUAAUUUAAUCCCACAGAUGAAACAAAGGGAUUUUGAAGCCAUCAUUCCAGCAGACACUACACUCUUCGGGAGUUGCCACCACUCCCGCAGCCACGAGUUUUACUCUGCAAGCAUCCUCGAACCCGACGGGUUCCUCGCCUUUCCCUGUGACUCAUACGAAGACUACAAGAAAGGAAUGUGUUUCCCCUGCCCAGAGGAGGGAUGUCCAAUGAUGGGCCACUAUGCUGACAGAUUCCCAGAAAAAUUGAAGAGGGUAGACCAGAAGUAUUUUUUAAACACAGCAGCAGAUGUACCUUUUGCUGCUUGGAGACAAAAAGUAUUUAUCAAAUUGUCUGGUGUAAAGAAAACGAGGGGAGAUAUAAACUUGGUUUACUAUGACACACAGGGGAACUCAAAAGAAUAUGAAGUUGCCAGUGGAGACCUCUCCCAAGAUGAUAUCUACACAGAGUACCUUGAUGUUGAAAUCAACCCCAAAAAUACUACAAAAAUUGAAUUUCUCUGGAAUAAAGCCAUAUUCUCUCUGCUCUGGGCAAGGCUGGGAGCAGAAACAGUCAAUAUAAUACAUGGAGCAGAUGGACAUAGGUCAACUUUUUGUGGCCGUGGAACUGUGGCAUAUGGAGAUCCUCAGUUACUUACACCUUGCUAGAGGUCCCCAAGGUCUGUACACAGCAGCUGAGUAAACCCUCAGGCUUGUGCAUGGAAAUCUUGGCAAAAAAACCACAAU
Prinia subflava (tawny-flanked prinia) is the source of this 1940-nucleotide messenger RNA. RefSeq names its product pancreatic lipase-related protein 2-like. The transcript is spliced from 14 exons. Gene Ontology annotation, molecular function: protein binding; triacylglycerol lipase activity. Gene Ontology annotation, biological process: lipid metabolic process. The coding region runs from base 450 to 1862 and encodes 470 amino acids. Lineage: Eukaryota; Metazoa; Chordata; Aves; Passeriformes; Cisticolidae. The record is from RefSeq and is a predicted model, not a curated record.